AUGCUAAAUACUAAUUAAGUUUUAAAUAAAAUACUUUUCCUUAACUUGUUGUUAAUCAUUUUAGGAAACUGUUGUCAGAAAUCCAAAAUUAGAUCAAUCAUACGUGGCAAUUAUUAGAAUGUUCUAUCAUAUUCCAAUGGGCCCUUUCUAGAAACUAGAUUAACUAAUUUCUUAGAUGGUGGUCCGAUAAACGGAAUCUUAUUUAGGGAUUAAAUUUAUUUGGUGACUACAAGCACUGGCUUUACCUACUGUUAUAUUGAUCAUUCUAUCAUAAUAAGCUUGAGAUAAGUUUAUGAAUUAAAUACUUUUACUAUGUGGUUGUGGGAUAGAGGUAACAGACGUUAUAGUCUCAUCGUUUAUAUAUCUUAUAAUGAUCAAGAGUAAGUCAUAUACGAUUCAACUGUUGCUUCAGAGGUGUUAAAACUCACAUUUCCGAAUUAAUAUAUAUCAAGCUUUCGAAUCUAUAAUAGAAAUGGAAAUGAAAUAACUGAACGUAUAAAUCUGAUCAAAGUAGAGGCGUAUUUUAGAUUAUGA
Molecule: messenger RNA, 534 nt
Organism: Paramecium octaurelia
Lineage: Eukaryota; Ciliophora; Oligohymenophorea; Peniculida; Parameciidae
Source: the annotation of a GenBank genome assembly